UAAGCCAGUCCGAGCAGCGUCGGUGGUACCAGUGCCAUGCUUUCCAUUGGUUCCUGUUUACAUGAUGCCCACAGGACACGCGGUGAUUGGUGGCUCCUCACACGUGACCAGGCAACUUUGUACAUUUGACAGGGAGUAGGAGGGUUUUGUGGAGAUCAGAAAAACGACAGCGCGAUAAAAAUUAGUAUUGUUGCACUUCACAAAUUAAUGACCAUGAGUUCCUACUUGAUAAACUCCAACUAUAUCGAGCCUUCCUUUCCUCCAUGCGACGAAUAUCAGCAGAGCGGAUACAUCCCCAACCCUGGAGAUUACUACGAGCGGCCAAAAGAUACGGGCUUCCCCCAUCACGACGAGCCAUCCUAUCCGAGGUCAAACUACACGGAAUCGGGAUACGAUUACGGUAACGUCCCCGCCACCGGACUCGACGAUUUCGGCGACGGGCACCACGCACAGCCGCAGCCGGUUCCACAAAGCCACGGUCCUCGCCUCACCGCGGCCCCAGACGGUGGCGCAGGGGCAAAUGCCAGCAAAGACUGCAGCCUCGCCGGUGAGGUUUAUCCCGGCGUAGCGAAGGGCAAGGAGCCGGUGGUCUAUCCCUGGAUGAAAAAGGUCCACGUUAACACCGUCAAUGCCAGUUACAAUGGAGGAGUGCCCAAGAGGUCCCGCACUGCCUACACCCGCCAGCAGGCUCUGGAGCUGGAGAAGGAGUUCCACUUCAACCGGUACCUGACUCGGCGCAGGCGGGUGGAGAUUGCGCACACCAUGUGUCUGUCCGAGCGCCAAGUCAAGAUCUGGUUUCAGAACCGGAGGAUGAAGUGGAAAAAGGAGCACAAGCUGCCCAACACCAAGAUCCGCUCCUCCAGCUCGGCCUCGUCCUCAGCCUCGGGGGCCCAGCAGCAGCAGCAGCAGAUCAAAACAGGCCAGCAGCUCGUCCCCACGCCGUGCACUGCAGGUCUAUAGUGCAUGAACGAACCCCUUCCACCCCCCAAAAAACCCAAUCCAGACUGAGAUGGCGAAUAACACAAGUGGAAUUUGAUGGACCGAUUCUCAGUAUUUUACACACAUGGUGUUAUCGCUUUCACCUUGCCACUGCCAUUGGGCCCCUGUCACGUCCUUUGUGCCCUUUCCCUCUCCGGUCGCCCUCUUCAUAUAAGCUUGAAAUUCAACUUUAAUUGCCACGGUGGCAACUGAAGUGUUUAUAUAUUUGUUUAUUAUUAUGAAAGAAGGAUAACGCACAUUCAAACGUAGGACUUGGAGCAAAAUGUAUCAUUUCAGUUAAAAUUGAGUGAGGUGAAAGUAAGUUUGAACUCAUUUUUUUCUAUGUUCUCUUUGAUUAUUGUUUUUUUUCUAUUAUUGCUCAUGGAAAGUUCUAAUAUACUUGAAAGAUAUUUAGCGAGACUCUAUAGAUGCCUGCUAGUAAACCAGACGGCUGUUAGAGAUAUGGCAUCAGAGUAGCAGUAUAGUUUGUGUGUUUGAGUGGGUUGGUUCACUGUUGAAUGUAGUCCAGGUGACUUUCACUUCUAAUGUACAUAGACAAAUCAUAACGAAGGCACAAUAAGGAAAGCGUUUCGUCGAGUAAGAUUCUGUUCGUUGGUGUUGUACGGUCUAGUUUUAUUUGUGCUAGUGCGUCCUAUGUUGUGCUGUGUUCUAAACUGUGAAUAUUUGUAUGUGUUGUCUCAGUAAUGACCGUUGUGAUGUAGGCUAGUGUAGGAUAAACUUGUCCUUGUGAAAUAAAUAUGUACUUCACUUAUAA
Molecule: messenger RNA, 1753 nt
Organism: Acanthochromis polyacanthus (spiny chromis)
Lineage: Eukaryota; Metazoa; Chordata; Actinopteri; Pomacentridae
Gene: hoxa4a
Product: homeobox A4a
Exons: 2
Coding region: 208-960 (250 amino acids)
Biological process (GO): regulation of transcription by RNA polymerase II; embryonic skeletal system morphogenesis; anterior/posterior pattern specification
Cellular component (GO): nucleus
Molecular function (GO): DNA-binding transcription factor activity, RNA polymerase II-specific; RNA polymerase II cis-regulatory region sequence-specific DNA binding
Source: RefSeq, a predicted model, not a curated record